CCGGCGCGCCGCGCCCCGCCCAGCCCGUUCCGCUCCGCGGCGCCGGCGUGACCGUGACCGGAGCGCGGGGAGGCGGCGCUCGGUCCUGGAUCCGCAGCCCCACGGGCGCCCUCCGCCGCGGGACCGAGACCCCGGGCCGCUCCCCAGAGGCUGAGCGGAGCCGGCGGACCGGCGGCGCGGGAGGGAGGGAGCGAGACGCCAGCAGAGCCGGCGGCGCGCGGCUCCGCGGCCCCUCUUUGCCCACCGGUGCCCGGUGCCGCCGGACCUGGGCACCUGGAGGAGGGUCCGGGACCGGGGCCGCAGCCGCUCCGGGGAGCGCGGGGGCAGGUCCACGCGGCGGUCCCGCGGGGACAGGUCCCGGAUGCGACGGCGCUGACAGCCGCCGAGUCCCACCUUCUCUGAGUGCCGGGGAGCAGGGCCGGCGGCCCCGGUGGCCCCGAUGCCGAAGCACAGCAAGGUGACCCAGCGCGAGCACAGCGGCGAGCAUGUCACGGAGUCGGUGGCCGACCUGCUGGCCCUGGAGGAGCCGGUGGACUACAAGCAGAGCGUCCUGAACGUGGCGGGCGGGCCGGGCGGCAAGCCGGCGGCGGCCGCGGAGGAGGAGCUGGACGCCGAGGACCGGCCGGCCUGGAACAGCAAGCUGCAGUACAUCCUGGCCCAGAUCGGCUUCUCCGUGGGCCUCGGCAACAUCUGGCGGUUCCCCUACCUGUGCCAGAAAAACGGGGGCGGUGCCUACCUGGUGCCCUACCUGGUGCUGCUGAUCAUCAUCGGGAUCCCGCUCUUCUUCCUGGAGCUGGCCGUGGGCCAGCGCAUCCGCCGCGGCAGCAUCGGCGUGUGGCACUACGUGUGUCCCCGCCUGGGCGGCAUCGGCUUCUCCAGCUGCAUCGUCUGCCUCUUCGUGGGGCUGUAUUAUAACGUGAUCAUCGGCUGGAGCAUCUUCUACUUCUUCAAGUCCUUCCAGUACCCACUGCCCUGGAGCGAAUGUCCUGUCGUCAGGAAUGGGACCGUGGCAGUGGUGGAGGCGGAGUGCGAGAAGAGCUCAGCCACCACCUACUUCUGGUACCGGGAGGCCCUGGACAUCUCCAACUCCAUCUCGGAGAGCGGGGGCCUCAACUGGAAGAUGACGCUGUGCCUCCUCAUGGCCUGGACCAUCGUGGGCAUGGCCGUGGUCAAGGGCAUCCAGUCCUCGGGGAAGGUGAUGUACUUCAGCUCCCUCUUCCCCUACGUGGUGCUGGCCUGCUUCCUGGUCCGGGGGCUGCUGCUGCGCGGGGCGGUCGACGGCAUCCUGCACAUGUUCACGCCCAAGCUGGACAAGAUGCUGGACCCGCAGGUGUGGCGGGAGGCGGCCACGCAGGUCUUCUUCGCCCUGGGGCUGGGCUUCGGCGGCGUCAUCGCCUUCUCCAGCUACAACAAGCAGGACAACAACUGCCACUUCGACGCCGCCCUGGUGGCCCUGAUCAACUUCUUCACCUCGGUGCUGGCCACCCUGGUGGUGUUCGCCGUGCUGGGCUUCAAGGCCAACAUCAUGAACGAGAAAUGCGUGGUGGAGAACGCCGAGAAGAUCCUGGGGUACCUCCACUCCAACGUCCUGAGCCAGGACCUCAUCCCCCCCCACGUCAACUUCUCCCACCUGACCACCCAGGACUACGCGGAGAUGUACAAGGUCAUCAUGACCGUGAAGGAGGACCGCUUCUCCGCCCUGGGCCUGGACCCCUGCCAGCUGGAGGACGAGCUGGACAAGUCCGUGCAGGGCACCGGCCUGGCCUUCAUCGCCUUCACGGAGGCCAUGACGCACUUCCCCGCCUCGCCGUUCUGGUCCGUCAUGUUCUUCCUGAUGCUCAUCAACCUGGGCCUGGGCAGCAUGAUCGGCACCAUGGCGGGCAUCACCACGCCCAUCAUCGACACCUUCAAGGUGCCCAAGGAGAUGUUCACAGUGGGCUGCUGUGUCUUUGCAUUCUUCGUGGGGCUGUUGUUCGUCCAGCGCUCGGGGAACUACUUCGUCACCAUGUUUGACGACUACUCGGCCACCCUGCCGCUCACCGUCAUCGUCAUCCUGGAGAACAUCGCCGUGGCCUGGGUCUACGGGACCAAGAAGUUCAUGCAGGAGCUGACGGAGAUGCUGGGCUUCCGGCCCUACCGCUUCUACUUCUACAUGUGGAAGUUCGUGUCGCCCCUGUGCAUGGCCGUGCUCACCACGGCCAGCGUCAUCCAGCUGGCGGUCACGCCCCCGGGCUACAGCGCCUGGAUCAGAGAGGAGGCCGCCGAGCGCUACCUGUACUUCCCCGACUGGGCCAUGGCGCUGCUGAUCCUGCUCAUCGUCCUGGCGACGCUGCCCAUCCCCGUGGUGUUCGUGCUGCGGCACUUCCACCUGCUGGCCGACGGCUCCAACACGCUGUCCGUGUCCUACAAGAAGGGCCGCAUGAUGAAGGACAUCUCCAACCUGGAGGAGAAUGACGAGACCCGCUUCAUCCUCAGCAAGGUGCCCAGCGAGGCGCCCUCGCCCAUGCCCACCCACCGCUCCUACCUGGGGCCCGGCGGCACCUCGCCCCUGGAGCCCGGCGGCAACCCCAACGGACGCUACGGCAGCGGCUACCUCCUGGCCGGCACCCCGGAAUCGGAGCUGUGACCGCCGCCCGCCACGCCCGCCCCUCGCCCCCGCCCCGCCGGGCCCUCCUCCGGGAGAGGGGCCCCCCUGCCUCGUCCCCAGCCCGUCCGUCCGCACCCCAGGCCUGGGGGGGGGGGCCCUGCCAUCUAACCCUCCGAGGUCCAUCACCCCACGGCCGCCGAGGACCGGGAACGGAGGGGAGACGCCCAGGGCCACUUACAGGUCACCCCCCCCUUCGCUCCCCCUAACCUGCUCCAGCGGAUCUUGAUCUCGGAGCCCUUGUGCUGCCCGGUGGUGGGGGGGGGGGUAUCCCAGAGGCUGCCUGGCUGAAGGCGGGGGUGGGACAGAUGUGCCAGGACCCGGGGCUCAGCGUGGGGUGGGGCUCCUUCGUGUGAGGCAGAUGGUGCCCGGGCGGCGGGGGGUGGGGCUCUAGGUGGGAUCUCCGAUGUCCCAGGCCAUGCCUGGCGGGUGGGGGGCUGGCGGUCAGGGGGUGCUCCUGCAUCUUGCCUGGGAGGCCAUGACGAGGUCCGAACCCCUCAGGCCUCCACCGGGGCUUAGUGUCUCCCUGUCCCCUCCCGGCCCCCGCAGCCCCAUCCGGGAGCCUGAGUCCAGAGCACACGCGUCCACAGCACAAUCGGGCGGUUUGGAGCACAAUUGCAAAGCACAUCCCCUCCUCUCACCUGGGACCCGACUUCCUAAUGGCAGCUUCCCCCUGGAACGGGUUCCUGGAGUUCGGGGCCCUCGUCCAGGAAGCCUGGCACCCGGCAGAGAGGUCAUCCCAGUGCCCUCUGGGGCACCUCCCCCCGCCCCCUCUGUUAUGUAAGCACAGCUGCCCAGGCCGUGGCGGUCGGGGCCACAGACGGCGCUGUGGAUGCUGAAGGCUGCCAAGGGGAGGGGCUGGGUGUCUGUGUCCCACCCCCACUCUUCCCUUCCACCUACCCUGGAACAGAACCUGACCAGAGAACAUGUCUGCAGAGUGAUGGGUGGGCCAGUGGAAGGAUGGGUAGAUGGGUGAUGGAUGGAUGGAUGGGCGGAGGGAAGGAUGGAUGGAUGGAUGGAUGGGCGGAGGGAAGGAUGGAUAGAUAGAUGAU
This is a messenger RNA of Pipistrellus kuhlii (Kuhl's pipistrelle), 3696 nucleotides long. It is a transcript of the gene SLC6A17, whose product is annotated as solute carrier family 6 member 17. Gene Ontology annotation, biological process: proline transport; L-leucine transport; alanine transport. The transcript has 12 exons. Bases 440 to 2626 code for a protein of 728 amino acids. NCBI's taxonomy places the organism in Eukaryota, Metazoa, Chordata, Mammalia, Chiroptera, Vespertilionidae. The record is from RefSeq and is a predicted model, not a curated record. Gene Ontology annotation, cellular component: synaptic vesicle; plasma membrane.